AUGGAAAGCUUACUUCCAAAUCACACCAGAGGUGGUCUUGGUGGAGUGUUGCGUGAUGAGCAAGGCCAUUUCAAAGCAGCUUUUGCACUACCAGUGUGCAAUGUUGCGUCAGCUAAACAUGUUGAGCUGUUAGCAGUGAAACAAGGGCUGCAGCUACUUCAGUCCUUCCCUAAUCAAGAAGUCGUAAUUGAGACAGAUUGCUUGGAAGCCACUAGUGAUAUAGCCAACCCAGGGUAUGAAAUGCUUGAGUUUCCUGGAGUGUUGGAUGAUAUACGCACAGCUCUAAAGGCUCAGAUCGAAGUAAAGAUACGCUUUGCACCAAGAACUUGCAACGCAGUAGCACAUAGAUUGGCUAGUUUAGGCUUUGAAGACAAUUACAAUACCAUUUGGUCUCAUGUACCUCCGGAUUGCAUUCUGGAUCUUCUACAAUCAGAUCGUAACCAAAUGUAA
Molecule: messenger RNA, 450 nt
Organism: Rosa rugosa (rugosa rose)
Lineage: Eukaryota; Viridiplantae; Streptophyta; Magnoliopsida; Rosales; Rosaceae
Exons: 1
Coding region: 1-450 (149 amino acids)
Molecular function (GO): RNA-DNA hybrid ribonuclease activity; nucleic acid binding
Source: RefSeq, a predicted model, not a curated record